CCAAGGGGCGGGGCCUUUGCCCGCGCAGCUCGAGCCGCUGUCCCCUUAUUUGGAUCUGCGGGAAUGUGGGCUGGAGCGGUGCUGCCGCCGCGGUACCAGCCUCCAGCGUGUCUCCGGGACUGCCCGUAAUCCAGGCGAGCUCGCUACUCGGUGGCAGGAGGGCCGGUGGGGCGCCAUGGCCUGCAUCCUGAAGAGAAAGUCUGUGAUUGCAGUGAGCUUCAUAGCAGCAUUUCUCCUCCUGCUGGUUGUGCGCCUUGUAAAUGAAGUGAAUUUUCCACUGUUACUAAACUGCCUUGGACAACCUGGUGCAAAAUGGAUACCAUUCUCCUACACAUCCAGGCGGCCCCUUCGAACUCACUAUGGAUACAUAAAUGUGAGAACUCAAGAGCCUUUGCAACUGGACUGUGACCUUUGUGCCAUAGUGUCAAAUUCAGGUCAGAUGAUUGGCCAGAAAGUGGGGAGUGAAAUAGAUCAAGCCUCAUGCAUUUGGAGAAUGAACAAUGCCCCCACCAAGGGCUAUGAAGAAGAUGUUGGCCACGCGACAAUGAUCCGUGUUGUGUCCCAUACCAGUGUUCCUCUUUUGCUAAAAAACCCCGAUUAUUUCUUCAAGGAGGCAAAUACCACUAUUUAUGUUAUUUGGGGUCCUUUCCGCAACAUGAGGAAAGACGGCAAUGGCAUCGUUUACAACAUGUUAAGAAAGACUGUUGCAAUCUAUCCGAAUGCCCAAAUUUAUGUGACUACAGAGAAGCGCAUGAGUUACUGUGAUGGAAUUUUUAAGAAGGAAACUGGGAAGGACAGAGUCCAGUCUGGUUCUUAUCUCAGCACUGGGUGGUUUACCUUCAUUCUGGCCAUGGAUGCCUGUUACAGCAUUCACGUCUAUGGGAUGAUAAAUGACACCUACUGCAAGACUGAAGGCUAUAGAAAAGUCCCCUACCAUUACUAUGAACAAGGAAGAGACGAGUGUGAUGAAUAUUUUCUCCAUGAACGUGCUCCAUAUGGGGGGCAUAGGUUCAUCACUGAAAAGAAUGUGUUUGCUAAAUGGGCCAAGAAACACAGUAUAAUAUUUACACACCCAAACUGGACAAUGUCUUGAUGUUGGUUUUUCUGUUUUUUUUUUUUUUCUUUUUGUUGGUCUACUUGACAUGAUCAUGAUACUGCAACUGUGAUGCUAAUGAUGGUGAUGACAAAGACAAAAGCAAAAAUGAUCAAGUUUCUGUUUAUUCUCAGAUAUGGAUGGGGAAUCUGACAGUAAUUUGAACCUGGGAUUCUGUGGAGGGUGGUUAUGCUCAUAAUGUUCUCUCUGAUGGUUCAGUCCUACACACUGCACUUUAUUAUUUAACUGGAAUUGAAUUGAAGGUCAGUGACAUGGCAGCAGUGACCUAGGGAAUGGGGAGAUGAUCCUUUAAGAUAGUUGUUCAGAAUUCUUGAACAUAGAAUAUCUUGCAAAAGUCCUGGGAUUUGACCUCAUGAAGAUAAGUUCUUAACUUGAUGGCCUCCUGAACAUGAGUAGCUACUACUAUCUUGAAGAAAGUCUGAUCAUUAAAUUUUGACCUGUCUGGGUGCAAGUAUCUUGCCUUAGCUACUAGUUACCCUGGGGACAAGGAAAGCAUCUCUUCUUCAGAUACUGCUUUUCUGCAGUAUUUUCUGCAGUUAAAAUGACAGACCAUUAUCUAAUUAGCAAUGAAAAUGUCAUGGAUGACCCAUCAGGAUUACUUGAUUAUCUCAAAUACUUAAUUCAACAUGAGCCAAAUAGUUUCUUGAUAAAUUUUCACUUUCAUCACUCCAUUCUUACUACCCAGACUACAUAAAGAUGUCACUAGAAUGAUCUGUAUUAAUGUUUGGUUAUUUUUGGUUGAAUGCUAAAUAGUUCAGGUUAUUUAACACAUGAGAUAUCAACACUGUAAUAACACAUACUGUGAAAACAUCCCUAAACCAUAGUGAAAAGGUUUUACUAACUCUGCUUUAACAUCCAACAACAAAAAGCAUAUACUUUUAAAAUCGUGAAACAGGGAAAGUAAAGCAUAUUUUUACAUCACUUUGUAGCCUACCAUACUUCAUAUUAUAUAUAUAUAUAUAUAUAUUUGUAUACUCAAAUUUAUAUUUUAUAGGCCUAAUUUGUGUCUCUCCAUAUAUUACAUUGUACUUUCCAAGUGUCAUCUGAUAAAUAUGGAGAAGAAAUCAUUCCUUAUAGUAAAUCUGCCAGAAUGUUUGCCUUCUUGGGGUUUAUGUUCCCCAGAGUGUGUCAAUUCAUUGUUAUAUCUAAUAUUAAUUACAAUGAAGAGUACUGCCUAGAUGUCCAAAGUGCUUUGUCAUUCAGAGUCUUUUCACAUUUGUUAUCCCAUGGGAUUCCCAUGACACCCCAUUGUGCUAUUGCCUCCACGUUCUGACAUCUCCUUAGCAAGGGAUCUGUAAUUUGUUAGUUGCUCUAGUCUAGUGCAGAUUGCCCUCCCCCCACUUAUAUUUGUUUAGAGUAGCAUUUAUAUAUCGAUAGAAUAGGAAGCAGUUGAUUUCAGUGCCAAAAACCAAAAAAUCAGGAUUAUGCAAAAAGGAUCACUAAGAUGGUCUUGGCCAUAGACUUGAACCCCUGUGGAAAUGGGAACUUUUUUUUUUUUUCCCCAAAGCACUCUUAGGUGGGGAAAGAAUAAGAUAGCACUCAUAACAGGAAGGAAUAAAAUCAGAGAAAUAGUUUCCUGGUCUCAUUUUGGAAUGAUGCUUUUGUCCAUAUUCUAAUUGAUAGUAGAUUUUGAAGGGAUGAUUUACUAAGAAAGUAGCUGAGUCCAAAAAUAUUAUUGAAAAUUAUUCAAAAGACCAAAGCAAGGCUUAAUUUACAUAUAGUUCUGGAGGCUAGGAUUGGUGAUGCAUUUGACUUCAAGGGCACUUAGCAGCUCUCUACAAGUCCUGUGAUUAGUCAUCACUAAAAUUGGUCAUCUUGGACAAAAACCUCAUUCCUACUCUCUUACCCAUUCAGUAUCCCAAUACUCAUAUCCAUAAGUGUGACCAAGUGCCACUUCCGCCACUGGAGUUGUUAAUUUUUUCUUUUGUUUUGUUCUUACCUGAUUCAGUUCUCGAUAUAUUUUUCUCAAGCAGAUGAAAAAUAAGAGUACCCACUCAAAGAAAAAGAAACAGAUACAUGUGUUAAAACUGUAAUGUACAUUGUCCCCUCCCUUUGUGAUACAAAAUUCUACAUUGAAAUAAAAAGGAACCUUUGAUUAUCAGAA
This is a messenger RNA of Erinaceus europaeus (western European hedgehog), 3218 nucleotides long. It is a transcript of the gene ST6GALNAC3, whose product is annotated as ST6 N-acetylgalactosaminide alpha-2,6-sialyltransferase 3. Lineage: Eukaryota; Metazoa; Chordata; Mammalia; Eulipotyphla; Erinaceidae. The transcript is spliced from 5 exons. Gene Ontology annotation, biological process: ganglioside biosynthetic process; oligosaccharide metabolic process. The record is from RefSeq and is a predicted model, not a curated record. The coding region runs from base 176 to 1093 and encodes 305 amino acids. Gene Ontology annotation, molecular function: alpha-N-acetylgalactosaminide alpha-2,6-sialyltransferase activity.